Molecule: messenger RNA, 6813 nt
Organism: Colletotrichum siamense
Lineage: Eukaryota; Fungi; Ascomycota; Sordariomycetes; Glomerellales; Glomerellaceae
Gene: ANK1-2
Product: Ankyrin-1
Exons: 6
Coding region: 1-6813 (2270 amino acids)
Molecular function (GO): protein binding
Source: RefSeq, a predicted model, not a curated record
AUGGCGUCCAUCGGGAAUGUCCCUGGCAGCUUGUGGGAAAAGGCUUUCCAACUACUGGAUUCUGAUACACAAAAGGGAUUAGGUCCGUCCAAGACGAAUAGACGUGAUGUUCUGAGCGCGGUACUCCAAGAGGUCGAAAAAGCGAGGGAUUUGGCCCUACGAAAGAGAUGGAAGUUCACAAAGCCCAACGGCGACGUGGUGAUCGUUAGAGAUGUAAUGGAGAAGAUCGCAGGAUGGAUUCAACGUUUCAAGGAGACCGGCGAUGCGGCAGUGCAAUAUGACCCUGCUCAUGCUGCAUUGCCUUGGGCGGCAUUUAGGUUCUUGUUGCAAACCACAGUGUCUGAAGUUCAAGUAUUCUCCGCAGUAGCUACAGACCUUGAAGACAUUGCUCGAAGACUCGCGAGGUAUCGCAUGAUCGAGAAGCUCCACUUGCGCGGGAUGCAGUCCGAGAUAGAAAGUGAGGUAGAGCGCGCUUUGAUCCGCCUUUAUGCAGAGAUCCUGACGCACUUGAGCUACGCUGUGAGGUUCUACAGUGAAAGAACAAUCACCCGGGCGCUCAAGAGUCCCUUCCGCACAGUCAAGGAAGACCGAAAAAAGGAAUUGCAAGAUCGAGAGCAUGAAGUCAACCAGCUUACAACACUUGCGGACGCGGAUAUACUUCGCUCUCUCGAUGGGACAUUUAAACGAUUUUCCAUGCAGUCGUCUAAGUUAUUGUCCCAAGACAAAUUCAACGAAAUUGCCUCAUGGCUAUCCGUCGCACCUUAUUACUCCCAUCACCAAUUCAUUGCCGAAUCUCGCCUGGCAGGUGUCGGCCAAUGGUUGCUCAACCACCAGGACUAUUACCAGUGGCUCACCUCAAGCUCGUCCUCUCUUUUUUAUCUCUAUGGAAUCCCUGGGUCGGGCAAAUCGACUUUGUGCUCUGUGGUCGUGGAUACCAUGAUUUCAGCGGCUGGCAACGACCCAUUUGCGUCUCCUUUGGGAUAUUUCUACUGCGCGAACCCCGAGUUCGAAAAGGCGCGUCGUUCGUGUGACGAUGUCUUAAGAACUAUACUGUUUCAACUUUCCAUUGAUCCUUCGAGUCGGACGACGGUGAAACAGUUUCUUUGCUCGGAGUAUGAACGACAACUGGCCCGAUCUCCGGCCGGUAGGUUUGAUAUGAUGAAGCUCCGGACCAAAGACUGUGUGCGACUUAUACUGGAACUGGCCGAAGAAGAUCCUAUCACAAUCAUCAUCGAUGGUCUCGAUAGUAUCGAUGAUGAUGAUAGAUAUACGCUCGUCAAGGCCCUCGAUGAUAUAGUCUCCCAGGCCGACAACGUAGUGAAGAUCUUCGUCACGAGCAGAAGCUCUAACCGAGUCGCCAUGAUACCAACGGCCGCUUUCAAAGUCCAAAUCACUCCCGCGUCGACGAGACAAGACAUGGAGGCUUUUGUGAAGCAUCAAAUUGACGCCGCGCUGGCAGCCAAAUUGCUACUCGGGGGAGUUGUCGGCUUCGACACCCGCAAGGUUUUGGAGGAAGCACUACUUGAAGGUGCCGGUGAGAUGUUUCUCUGGGUCAAACUCUACAUGGAGCGAAUAUGUCGUGAAACAGUUGAGGAUGAUGUCCUCUCCGCUCUCCGCGAUAGGCUCCCCGAGAGCAUAGACCAGCUUUAUCAAAGCUCACUCGACCGCAUAUCGCGAGCCGGGGAUAAAGCCCGUGGCCUUGCAAUGAAGGCCUUGUCGUGGGUACUGCACAUGAGAGAACCCCUGACCCCACCGGCCCUUUUGGCGGCGCUGGGAUCUGGCCAGGAUCCAACCUUGGAUGCAGCCCAGCUGAUGAAUAUUUGUUAUAAUUUGGUUCUUCUGGAUACUCAGUGCAACGUCGUAAGGUUCUCGCACCAGUCAGUUCAGGACUUCCUCAGAGGCCACGAGAGUUUUUCUUCGAGAACAGCACAUAAUCUCCUGGCUUCUAUCUGCAUCGAGGCUUGCUCUCGUGGACCAGUCUCAGAGAACGCCACGUCAAUACCAAGCGACGACUUUUACGUCUACGCCGCAAUUUACUGGCCUGUUCAUUCCAAGAUGGCCAAGGACUUAUGUACAAGCGGACCAUCGCCUGACGACGCAAGUCUCACACAAAACAUAAUCUCAUUUAUGUUCGACGAAGACUGGCUAACGACGCUGUCCUUCGAACUUUGGAUUGAAACAAUAAGUGAUAUCGUCACUUCUCUCCAAAGAAGCCAUGAAAUGAUACCCGCUUUAUCCACCAUUUCCGAUUCCGAAAACGGGUUUCUUUUCGUGUUGAGUACCUUCGGACUCGAUGAUGUCCUCAGGAUGGGUCUGUCGCAGAUUGAUUCUAUUGAUACCAAUCAACGGACCCAGGUAGGGUAUACGCCUGUCUACCUCGCGUCUACGUUUGGGCAUACGCCUACUGUGACGACCCUGGUGAGAUAUGGUGCCAAACUCAAUGUCGAAUGCGGGAAGUUCGGAAGCCCGUUGCAUGCGGCAUGUUUCAAUGGGCAUUUUCAGGUAGUCGAAAAGCUCCUGGAACUUGGAGCCGACACGACGUGCGGUUCUAAGUUCAAGAAUGCAUUACAAGCUGCCUUGCGAGGCGGCCAAGAAGAUGUAGCUGUGCAUCUUGUGGAUCUUGGUGUUGCAAUCACAAACGAAGAAGAGUAUGAGGAAGCAAUGCAAGGUGCUGCCUUGGUUGGUUUCGUCAGAGUUGUUCAGUUACUUGAAAGCUCCAAAUUCGAAACCCUCAAACGGGAAACCAAAGACAAGUUCAGGAAAAGGUUGUUGAAGGCGAUCCAGGGCGGGCAGCUCGAAGUUCUUCGGCGAUAUUUUCGCCGAAACAUCGGAGACGACGAUUUGAUUCCUUCGGAUGCUGUCGCUGUCGCAACCUUAUAUAAUCAUAAGGACUUAGUAGAGUUUCUUCUAGAUCAGAAGAUGGACGUGGAAGUUGAAGGGGCCUUUGGGUCUCCAUUGAGGACAGCUGCAUUGCUCAACUACCGACCAAUGGUUCGUCUUCUGCUGGACAAAGGGGCAAACAUCAAUGCUUCCGGUGCUUUAGGCGAUGCGCUCCAAGCUGCUGGACUAAAAGGACACGACAGCCUUCUGAGACUUCUCAUUGAAGAAGGUGCCAAAGUGAAUCAGCAGACAGGGUUCUACGGAUCGGCGCUUCAGGCUGCAGCAUACCAUGGUCGGCUGCGGUCUGUAGAGCUGUUAUUGAAUGCAAAGGCAGACGUACAUCAAGCUGGAUUCUCGAAGGAUGCGUUUCACGCGGCUGCUGCGGGCGGCCAUGAAGACGUCAUUGCGCUGAUGCUCCGAAAAGGCUACACUUACCAACGAGACUUCUUGUCCGAGGCGAUGUGGACCUUGAUACCUACGAUUUCACCUCUUCAAGCCGUGAUUAGAGGGUUGGUCAAGUUUGACCCGGAAACGGACUGGGACCGGAACGAUAUAGGAUGGUUGCAUCAGGGAAGGCACUCGCCACCGCACGCUGAACUAGAUCAACAGGAGCAAACUUUGGCUUUUCUUCUCGACAAGGGCUCUGAUCCUAACGAUCUUGGCGGACAGACGGUAUACCCGGUGCAACUAGCUGCGAAGCACGGUUCUGAGCAUAUCGUGGAUCUCCUUAUUUCAGCAGGGGCGGAUGUAAACGUGGAAGGCCGCGACAAGAACUUUUCUCCCGACCGGUCUCCGCUUGGUGAUUCCCAUCUGGGCUCGACAAACAACAAGAAUCCACUUUUCGCAGCGGCUGGUCGUGAGCUAUCGGCCCUGUCGAUAGUGCGAAAGCUUGUAACUGCCGGGGCAACUGUGCCAUGUCAUCUUGACGAACAACACAGUCUCUUAGAACAGGCUCUCCGCUAUUUCCAUGGAAAUGUUACUGGAAACCAAACCCAUGGAUCGUACCGAUCUACAGACGGGAAAUUUACCGUAACGUCAUCUUUGGAGUAUCUUUUCACGGAGGGCUGUGGGGGAGUUCUUCUUUUCUUCCUCGCCCAAAUGCCAUAUGUCCGGACAACAAACAUCCAAUGGGGCCUGGUUUUACAAAUGGCUGCUUUUAUCGGAGACCUUAAAGCUGUUGAUCUCCUCGUGUCCCGAGGUACGGACAUCAAUAGUAUUGGGUACUUUUACGGCACGGCUCUACAGGCUGCAUCCUCGCGUGGUCACGACAAAGUAGUGCAAAGUCUAUUGGAUGCUGGGGCCAACGUCAACCUGAUAGCAGGCCGGUGGAAGACACCUUUGAGAGGCUCUCUUGUUGCCGGUCACGAGCAGAGUGUGAAAAUCCUUUUCCAACACGGAGCUAGGGUAGACAUGGAAAUCCCAUCGUCGCAGAGCGACUCGGGAGUACAGACUGAUCUGCAGUUGGGAGUUGCAACCAAGGAUGUGAAGAUUGUCAAGCAUCUCUUGUCCCAAGGGGCAGACCCAAUUAUUGACCCCCAGGAAGGACAACAUCCCCUUAUCAUGGCUUCUGGAAAUGGAAGUUUGGCUAUCGUUCAGGAGUUGAUUCAGGCCGGGGCGCCAGUGAAUGUUCACGGGAAGAAAAGGAGGAGUUAUAUGCACUUUCAAGCUGAGGAUGCGAGUCCGAUGCAUGCAGCCAUUGCAAAUGGCUCUUUGGACGUGGUCAAAGUACUCUUGGAAAACGGCGCCGACAUCGAACUCAGUGUUCAUGAAUCAGGCACACCUCUCACUAUCGCAGCUACUAAAGGUCGGGUCUCGAUUAUGCGUCACUUACUACUGGCUGGUGCAGAUGAUAGCAGCAGCUCGGCUUUCAGGAAAGCUAUUGAAAACAAUCACCUCGACAUUGUGAGAGUACUACUCGGAGAAGGAGCUCAGGCUAUGAGCAUGCUCCCCUUGGCAUGCGAGCGUGGUCGCACCAAAAUGAUUGAGCUGCUUAUUGAAAGCAUUCCCGACAAAGGCUCUUUAGAGACAGCUCUUGAUGAGGCAUUCACCGUCGCAGGUCUCAAAGAUUCUGUCAUACGAGUCCUGCUUUGCUUCGCAGCACCGACAGCACAUCGGUUUCUCAAAGUUUCUGCAGUGGGAUCAGCAUCUUCUGUCAAGUUGAUGCUGGAACAGGGUGAUAUUGACGUCAAUCUACCAACAGAAGAUGACGGCAAUUUGCCGCUGCAAGUCGCAGCACUGAAUUUGAAUUUUGAGGCAGUACAGGUACUGCUUGAAAUUGGAGCCCACACAGAGUGCACCAGUGCCGAACAUGGCACGCCAUUAAUUACUGCCCUGGAAGUAUACGCUGUUUCGACGCUACGUACUGCGAAAGAUGAGAGACUCCGGAAAAUUGUCAACAGCCUCACCCUCCCCAAAGCGCGAAAACCAUCACCUACCUGGGUUUUGGGAAGGUGGGAUAACUACACUUCACAGUACAAGUCUAUGCAGCAGUUAUCCAAGUGCGAAGCCAUAGUGCAAUUUCUGAUCGACCACGGGGCAAACGUUGCUGACGUGGGGCGGCCUCUCGGGUCUCCAUUGCAUCUUGCCUGUCUCCUCGGAAGCAGCGCUAUGGUUGAGAAGCUCAUACUACAUGGCGCCGACCUUGACGCUACGGCCGGAUACUUCGAGAAGCCCGUUUUCGCUGCAAUCCAUGGCAAAAACGCAGACAUUGUCUCGUUACUUUUGAAGCAUACGCCAACCCCAAGCCAUGUUCAUACUGAAUAUUCCACCCCCUUACAUUACGCAUGUGCAGUGGAUGAUGCUGCAUCUGUCCGCAAGCUACUGGAAUCCGGUCUAGAUGCUGCUAUUGCCAACCGGCUUGGCGAAACACCGCUUACGAUUGCGCUGCGCAACUUUAGUUCUGAAUAUUGGCCAGGACGCGAUCGAAAAGAAACCUCUGUGGACGUGAUCAUCUCCAUGGCGGAGUCAAUUCGUGUCUCUGACCAAGAUAUUGUCGCUGCAUCUCAGCUCGGAACACUGGAUUCAAAGAAAACUGUUCGUCAACUAUUGGAUCUUGACAAGAGCGCGGCGUUUCAUGAAGAUACCAUGUGUCACAUCCUCACUUCCCGGUCGUAUGCUGUUGCGGAUACAAUCAAGCUUCUCAUGCCCCGCAUGGGUGGGAUCGGGGUGACUGACCGAAUGCUCAAAUGUGGCUCGAGCGAACAGGCCCUUAAAGCACUGCUCGAUUGCACCCCUAUGAGCAAGGUAACAAAAGACGUGCUUCUGGCGCAGGAGAACGUCGCAUGCAUGGCGCUCUUACUCAAGUUCGACAGCGCAGCUCCAGCUACCCAAGAGAUCCUGCUGCGAGCCUUGGAACUGAAAGACUAUGGAGGCGAGACCAAAAAAGGUGUCUUGGCAGAGUUAUUCAAGCGAAACCCAGACCUGUGCGUCACCCAAGACAUGCUGCAAGCAGUAGACUCUGCAGCCAUCUUGGAAAUAUUUCUCAGCCACUUCAGACCUGUGGCCGGAAUCUCCGAGGACACUCUGAACAAAAUAAUCACCUCGGCACAUUGGCAGGGGCAAGAAAUCCUACGUCUUCUCGUGAAGCACGACCCCAGCAUUCAAGUCAGCGACAAGAUCGUAUUGCAGUCUCUGAAGCACUCCUCUUCGCCAGUUGACACCCUUGAACUCCUUCUAGACCAUCAGCCAUCAAUUGUUGUAACGCCUCAAAUAUUCCUACUGGUUUGGAGGAAAUCACGCGAAGAUUCGAGAUUGAAGUUUCCAAAGCUUCUAGAAAAGCACGGAAAACGGGUCAUAUUCACAGAUGAAGUGAGAGCCGCCAUUGAUCAGGCUUACCAACUAACAAGUGAGGCCUCGAAGAAAGAGCGUGUUUACAGGUUACGGACAUCAGAUGAAGAACAGAUGGGCCAUCCCGAAACCUGUCCUAUUUCGUAA